CUGAAGUGCAUGGGGGUCGUGCGGAGUGCCGCCCAACACUUCCACCGGUCGAUGUCCAACAUGUCUACGCCCGUCAUGCCGAUCGUCCCAUCCAUCGUGAAAGCAGCCGUGCAUCCCAGCGCCGCUUCGUCGUUCUCCAUUGCCCAGUUGAACAUCUUGGCAAGCAACUUGGCCAAACCCGACAGGUUUCCAUACGUCCAGCCGACGGUGCUGGAGUGGACAACUCGCAAGGAGAUCCUGGUCCGGCAGCUGACGUCGUUGCAAGCCGACGUACUUUGCCUUGAAGAACUGAGUGACUACUGGACGUACUUUCGCCCGACCUUCCUCGAGCUCGGGUACGACAGUGUAUACGUGAAGCGACCGUCUGGCCACGUCUCGGAAUGGAGUGGCCAGAAGAAGUUGGAUGGGUGUGGUUUGUUCUUUCGGCAGUCCAAGUUUUCGCUCAAGGAAGUUGAGAGCGUCAACUUCUCGGACGAACACGACCGCGUGGCGCUGCUGGUGCUGCUCGAGGAGAUAGCCACGUCCGAGCUGGUUCUCGUUGGUACCACGCACUUGUGGUGGAACAGCGCAAAGGUCGACCACCAGCUGAAGCAACUGAUCGAGCUGAACCGCGAAAUGAACGACAUGGCGGAUGCCAUACACGCCAAAUACAGGCUUCCCGCCGGGCACACUGUCCCCGUACGUUGUCACGAUUGCACUCAACGCGAUGAACCUCGUGUUGGUGCAAACUAGGUUGUGGUAUGCGGCGACUUUAACAACUCCCCGUCGUCUCUGCUAUAUCGCUAUAUGGAGAACUCGUUUCUGAGACCGAAAUGCUCGAUGAAGAGCGCCUACGCCAACUAUUGCAUUGGAGACGGGUCAGCAUCCAGCGCAGAGCAAGUCGAGAGCGGCGGAAACGAGCCGCCCCACACGACCGUCAACUUUCGAAGGUGUUGGACCAUCGAUUAUAUCUGGUUCUCGUCCGAGCACUUGCGACCCGACUCGGUGCUCGAGAUUCCAUCGGAAGAGGCGCUGCGGAGUGAAGACGGGCCGGAAGGUUGGCAGGCAUCGCUCCCCAGCAAUGCGGCCACGAAUCAAAACGGCAUCCCAAACUCUGUCCACGGUAGCGACCACGUGCCUCUCUUAGCUACGUUUUCAUUCACAUAACCGAGCCAUCCAACUCUCGGCGCCUAUUGUGUCUGUAAAAACUCCAUCGCGGUCGCGAGCAAGUCGGCCUUCUUCCCCGCUGUGCUCAACCCAUGCUGCGAGAGAAAUCGUUUGAGCUCGACGACAGUCUUCUUGGCCAGCACCCCCGACGCCGCCAGCGUUUUGUACGUCUCGACACUGCAAUCCACGUCGUCGUCUUCCGUUUUGGU
Aphanomyces invadans is the source of this 1355-nucleotide messenger RNA. RefSeq lists its product as hypothetical. Gene Ontology annotation, molecular function: poly(A)-specific ribonuclease activity. The record is from RefSeq and is a predicted model, not a curated record. The coding region runs from base 10 to 732 and encodes 240 amino acids. NCBI's taxonomy places the organism in Eukaryota, Oomycota, Saprolegniomycetes, Saprolegniales, Verrucalvaceae. The transcript has 3 exons.